Molecule: messenger RNA, 2819 nt
Organism: Closterium sp. Naga37s-1
Lineage: Eukaryota; Viridiplantae; Streptophyta; Zygnematophyceae; Desmidiales; Closteriaceae
Source: the annotation of a GenBank genome assembly
AUGGUUCCGCGGGGAAAACCAGAGCCGUUUCACCAGGCAGGGGCGCGGGGGCAAUCAGGCGCAGGCGCAGCUGCGCGGACGGGAGCGCAGCAAGGGGCGCGGGGGCAAUCAGGCGCAGGCGCAGCUGCGCGGACGGGAGCGCAGCAAGGGGCGCAGGGAUCACACUCGGGGGCUUGGGCUGGGCAACCGGGGGAAUGGGCGAGGGAGGCGGGGGCGGGGUGGGACGGGGACUGGCUGGGGGAGGCGCGGAGGCGGGCGGGGCCAUGGGAGGGGCGGCCAUUGGCCGUGGAUCCAUUCGCAGCGGAGGUGGUGCGGCACAGGUGGCCGGCCGUGCAGCACGUGGGGGACAUCACCGCCCUCACUCCCUCCACCAUCCACUCCGGCCUCGCUGCCGCUGCUGCCGCUAGGGGUGCCACUGCUGGUGGUGGUGGUGGUGCUGCUGCUUCUGGUGCUGGCAGCGCUGCUUCUCAUGGCAGUGUUCCAAGAAAGUGCAAGGAAGCGUCACCAGCUGUUGCUGCUGCCGCCCAGGUGGACCUUCUGGUGGGCGGCUUUCCUUGUCAGGACCUGAGCAGCAUGAACAGAAUGAGGGUGGGGCUGCACGGCCCGCGCAGCGGCCUCUUCUUCCACCUCCUGCGCCUCAUACAACAGCUCUCCCCCAGAUGGUUUCUGGUGGAGAACGUGGCGAGCAUGCAGUGGAUGGAUCGCGACGAGAUCUCCAAGUAUCUCGGAGUGCCACCCAUCUGCAUCGACUGCGCCGACCUCACUGCGCAGGGGCGGCGGCGGCUGUUUUGGACCAACCUGCCGCUGCCAGCUCAGAUGCCGCCCGUGCGCUGCCACCCGUCUACUUUGCUGCAGAGCAAGCUCAGCGAUGCGAUCGCGACUGAAGACAAGUGCGGGCCCAUCAUGAAGACCAACUUCCGCACGGCCGGCAAGGGCCGCACCAAUCAGGUCAUCUGCCUGCGAUCCCAUGCCGCCCGCUUCUUCCUCUCCCACGAGAUCGAGAGAAUCUUUGGAUUCCCGCCCGGAUACACCAAGAUCCCCGCCGCGCGGUUUGCUGCUAUCAAGGCGGGAAGGAGAGGGGCGACAGAGGGGAAAGUAGGGACAGGGAAGGGGCGAGAAAAUGGUACAGGCAAUUGGAAGUCUGCUGGGGCUGAUUGCUUGAGAGGUGAGGAAAGGGAGGAGGAGAAAGAAGAUGUGAGGGAGGUGAAGAGCGAAGAAGGGAUGAAGAUUGAGAGAGGAGUGAUGAGUGAAGGAGUGAGGAGGGAGAGGGGAGUGAAGAGUGAAGGAGGGGUGAGGGAACUCGAUGCAGCAGUUCCCAGCGACCCCUCCGUUCCACCUUUCUCCCCUGUGCGAGUGCUGGGCAGGGCAGUGUUGGAUGGGGUGAGGGAGGUGAGAGAGGAGGAGGGAGAGGACGCGGAGGUGAGGGAGGUUAAGGAGGGGGAGGUGAGGGGGGUGAGGGAGGUGAAUGCAUGCAUUGCUGGGGGAGAUGGAGGAAAGGGAAGUGCUGAGGGGUUUGGUGUGGUGGGAAGAGAUGGUGGGAAGUGGGUGUUGGGCGUUGCGGCAAAGGCAUGUGGAGAGAGGCGAAUACACAAGGGCGGAGAGGCGAGGAGGUGGGUGGAGGGGAAGAGGAAUGGAGUGGCGAAUGGAGAGCGGGAGGGAGGUGGAGGAAAGAGGAGGAGAGUCUGGAAGGGGCGAGAUGGAGGAGAGCUGCAGGGUGCGGCUCGGUGUGAUGCGGUGAGAAGCGGUGAUUGUGUGGAUGUUGAUGGUGAUGAGGGUGAUGAGGAUUGUAUUGGUUAUCAUGGUGCUUCAGAAUUGAAGUGUGAUAAUGUGGUGAAGAGUGGUGAUGUUGGGGUGUUGAAGGGUGAUAAUGCGGUGGUGAACGGUCAUGCCACGGAUCAUGAAGAUGAUGAUGACGAUGUGGUUGAGGUGUCGGCAUCAGUUAUGAGAGACGAGAAGGGUGGAGGGAAGAAGGGCAGAAGGGAGGAGGACGGAGGAGUGCAGGGCGACAGGGGCAACGGACGGACAACCGGGGAUUUGAGAGCAAGCGAUCACUCUCCUCCUGCUGCUGCUGGCGUUGCGUCUGCUGCUGCUGCACCUGCUGCUGCUGGCGGCAGCACUGGGAGGUCGCUGCGAGCGAGGCCAAAGAUUGGAUUCUACAGCGAGUCAGAGCUCAUGUGCGUGGGAGGUGUGGUUGAAGGUGAAAUUGAAUGUGCGAGGAGGGGCGUGCAGCAGCAGCUCAAAGAGACGAGGCGGAGGCGGAGUGGGGGCAGUGAGAGGGCGAGCGGGAGGGCGAAUGGGAUGAGUGGGAGGGAGGAGACGUGUCGGUGGGAUGAGAUGAUAUCAUACCUGCUCACGCCGCUGCUCUCCCCAUCGCUACGCCUCUCCGCUCCCCUCUGUGCGCUGCCCGACUGUGUGCCUCCCCACGUCACCCGCGCCAAGUGCGCCCUCAUGGUGCCGGGGGAGGUGUGGGCGGCGUACAGUUGGUCCAAGCUACCCAAUUGGUACGCUCUGAUUCUCUCCGUUGAGGGCGGCAGAUUCGAUUCCGAGUCGCUUCGCAAGCCGGCUCCUCUCUGCAUCACCUAUCGGUACUUCUAUCUUGUAGAUGCUCAAUCAGCUGGGCAUCCUGCAAAUGGGAAGAGGGAAGAGAGUGAGGAGAGUGAGAGUGGUGACGAGGAGGAAGAGGAAGAGGAGGAUGAGGAUGAGGAGGGAGACGAGUAUAAGGGCGAGGAGGAGGACGAGCACAGGUGGCAUGGAGCAGGGUUGUAUGAGAUGGAGCAGGAGACUCACACCGCCACCAGCCUCACUGUCUUCAGCCACAG